AUGCCUGCCGUUAAUAGCUCUCCAGUUUCCGGCCAAACUGUUUGUGUUACCGGCGCCGGUGGCUUCAUUGCUUCCUGGAUUGUUAAGCUUCUACUCAAAAAAGGAUACACUGUCAAAGGGACUGUCAGGAAUCCUGAUGACCCGAAGAAUGAUCAUUUGAGGGAGCUUGAAGGAGCAAAAGAAAGAUUGAUUCUAUGCAGAGCUGAUCUUCUUGAUUAUGAAGGUCUUAAGGAAGCCAUUCGUGGCUGUGAUGGUGUUUUCCAUACUGCUUCGCCUGUGAGCGUGUCCGACGUUCCGGAUAAUGUGGAGCCGGCGGUGGUUGGAACAAAAAACGUGAUUUAUGCAGCCGCCGAGGCUAAAGUCCGGCGCCUGGUGUUCACGUCGACGAUUGGUGCUGUUUACAUGAACCCCAAUCGGAGCCCUGAUGUCAUUGUGGACGAGUCCUGUUGGAGUGAUCUUGACUAUUGCAAGGACACUAAGAACUGGUAUUGCUAUGGAAAAACUGUGGCAGAGCAGGUGGCGUGGGAGGAAACUAAGAAGAGAGGGGUGGAUUUGGUGGUGGUGAAUCCAUCUCUGGUGCUUGGACCGCUGUUGCAACCAACAAUCAAUGCUAGCAUUAUUCACAUUCUCAAGUAUUUAACUGGCUCCGCAAAGACUUAUGCUAAUUCUGUUCAGGCAUAUGUUCACGUUAAGGAUGUGGCACUUGCCCACAUUCUUGUUUACGAGACUCCGGCCGCCUCUGGCCGAUACCUCUGUGCGGAAAGCAUCCUCCACCGUGGCGAAGUGGUGGAGAUUCUGGCCAAGUUCUUCCCUGAAUAUCCCACCCCCACCAAAUGUUCAGAUGAGAAGAACCCAAGAGUAAAGCCCUACAAGUUCUCAAACAAAAAGCUGAAGGAUUUAGGAUUGGAGUUUACCCCGGCGAAACAAUGCCUAUACGACGCCGUUAAGAGCCUCCAAGAGAAGGGUCACCUACCUAUCCCUCCAAGAGAUUAGAAAAGGAUUCUGAAAUGGACAAUCAUCAACUAUGAAAAUAACUAAAAAGGAUUCAAGAAAUCAGCAUUAACAUAAAAGUAUUAAAUUUAAUGGUUUAUACUUCCAUAUUGGAAAAUAGAAUAUGUCUUAUAAUUUUGAAAUUAAUCUUCAAGAAUGUGAAGUUGGAAAAGUUUUACUUUCGUGUAAUAAAUUAUAUGUCUAAUCA
Molecule: messenger RNA, 1198 nt
Organism: Pistacia vera
Lineage: Eukaryota; Viridiplantae; Streptophyta; Magnoliopsida; Sapindales; Anacardiaceae
Product: cinnamoyl-CoA reductase 1-like
Exons: 5
Coding region: 1-993 (330 amino acids)
Molecular function (GO): oxidoreductase activity, acting on the CH-OH group of donors, NAD or NADP as acceptor
Source: RefSeq, a predicted model, not a curated record